Moesziomyces antarcticus is the source of this 2220-nucleotide messenger RNA. RefSeq lists its product as uncharacterized. Gene Ontology annotation, molecular function: zinc ion binding; sequence-specific DNA binding. NCBI's taxonomy places the organism in Eukaryota, Fungi, Basidiomycota, Ustilaginomycetes, Ustilaginales, Ustilaginaceae. The coding region runs from base 1 to 2220 and encodes 739 amino acids. The transcript is spliced from 2 exons. The record is from RefSeq and is a predicted model, not a curated record. Gene Ontology annotation, biological process: regulation of DNA-templated transcription.
AUGAUCCCAUCGGCGCGCCUCCGAGCGCAAGACCCGCCCGAGUCCAAAUCGGGAGAAAACGCCGCCUGGGAGCAAGGCGUCGGCUGGCCCGAGACCCUAAAUCCACGGGUCCAGUGCAUCGCCGAUGAAUCACAGAGUUUUCUUCUCACGCCUCGCUGCGCUGCGCUGCGCUGGGCUCGUUCGAUUUCAAACCCUCCCAAUUCGGCGAUGGGCGAUCUCGAUUUGGUCGAUUUGGGCGCGAUUUGGGCGCGAUUCCCACCGCGAUUGGCUCCGAUCGGAUGCGAUGCGCUCGCUCGCGUUUUGGCCUUCCUGCUGCUCCGGGUGCGCUGUUGGCCCGCGCACUCCGCCUGUGAAUCACGCUAUCGUCGAGCGCAACUCGCCUCGAUCGGGCAGCCUCAGCGUGGCGCUCUCUCGGUGGGGUGCGCUUCGCGUCGGGCGCGGACCGCUGCUCUUUCCUUCUCGCUCCCCUCCUCCUCCUCCUCCUCCCUCUCUCUCUCUCCCUCGCCAUCCGCUUCUGCCUGCUGCCAUCCAUCCAUCCACCAUCCCGAUCCCCCUUCGAUCACGCGCUCCUCCUCCUCCUCCUCCCAAAGCUUGCCUGCAUCCACGCGUCGACCGCGUCCAUCCCCACCCGCUAUCAUGUCGAGCGACGCUGCUGCGCCCGUACCGCAGUCCGUCGCCGCGCCUGCCGCCGCACCACAAGAAUCCGACUCCACCGCCUCCCCCUUUGGCGCCACCAUGCUCCCCAGGAAGGACCAGGAAUCUGCAUCGGCAGACAUCCAUCCCCCGCACCACCAAAUCUCGGAAGCAGACGCGGCUGCCGUGGCUGAUGCUGCUGCCGCCGCUGCCGCCGCCGACGCGUCGAGCGCAGCCCAAACCAUCACGCAACUAGCCACCGCCGCCACCGAAGCCGCCAGUGCAGACGCUGCCGCCGCUGCUGCCGCUGCCUCUGCUGGCGCUGCUGCCCCCAACGGUACCACCGACCAGCCCGCACCCGAUGCCACGGCCGCUGCUCCCGCUGCUGCUCCUGACAACACCGACGCUGCCGCACCCGCCGCCGCCACCGCCGAGCAGUCCAACGAAGCGGCCGCUCAGCCUGCCGACGACCCCACCGCUCCUCCUGCCGCUGCUCCCGCCGCAGAUGCACACGAAGGCGACGCCAAGCCCACCGUCGAAGAGCCGCAAGAGACCGCCUCGGGUCUGCCGCGCAACGUCGAGUCCGAACUGCGCGACAUCUACUCGGUCUCGAGCGCCAUCGCCAACUUUUGCGUGGCGCACGUGAACCAGGUCAACGUGCCCACGCCCCAAAAGGUGCGCACCGUCAUCCAGAAGGCGCUCAAGCUCACCUCGUCGCUCUCCAUGCUCCUCGCCCAGCCCGAGGUGGCGCUCCGCCAGCUCGAUGCCGACGACAACAAGCGCCCCGCCGAAUCCAAGCUCGACUCGGCGCGCAAGCGACAGCGCUCCUCGGACUGGGACGGCAACCGCUCCGCCGGCUCGCCCUCCACCCCAGGACUGCCCAUGGCGCCCUUCACGCCCAACUCGGGCCUGAGGGUGUUUCCGGAUGGCUCGCUGCCCACGUCGUUCCCCUCGCCCGGCUUCGACGAUGUCAAGGGUCCGCAGUACAAGAAGCGCAGUCGUGCACCCGCACCCGGCUCGUGCCAGGCGUGCGGUACGAGCGAGACGCCCGAGUGGCGUCGGGGUCCCGAUGGGGCCCGGACGCUGUGCAACGCGUGCGGGCUGCACUAUGCCAAGCUCGUGCGCAAGCGCAUGCAGCAGGAAGGCGGCGAGGAGGCGUCGCCGUCGCAGCCACCGCCCCAGCUCGCGCUCGUCAGUCUCGAGGAGCUGCGCGCCUCCACAAAGAGCGCAGAGGCCGCAGCAGCUGCUGGUCUCACCCCGUCGGCGUCGAGCGCCUCGCUCAACGGCACGCCGCUCAAGGGCGAGCGUUCGGCGUGGAAUACGCCCUCCAAGCCGCCGCGUGUGCCCUCGGCGCUCGCCAACAGCGUCAUUGCGCCCGAUCUCGAGGCCGAUGCCCAGCAGACUGAGGCGGUGAGUGCAUCGCUCCCACCCCCGCCGGCGCCCGCGCCCGUGUCCGCACCCGCAAGCGGCGUGGUGGAACCCGCCCCGACUCCCGUCUCGGCCCCCGCGCCCGUCGACACCAGCGUGAUUGCACCCGAACUCGCCGCCGAGGGUGGCGACGAACGACCCAUGGACACCGACCAGUGA